AAUCUCAAAUUUGGUUAAUGAUUAUGAAAAAUAGAGUAUUUAUUUCCUUCUGAACCAUACCUAAAUUGCUUGGCUUCACCCACCUCUAAUACUAGAGUCAACUACAUAUAAAACUCAAUUAACAAAAAAAACGCUCUUAAAUUUGUUUUUUUUAGAUAUUUAAAGAUAAGUUUUUGCCUGCAGUUGAAACUGACAUAUUAAUCUGGUUUUUAUUCUGUGACAGACAAACAGAAAGUUUGUAUGUUAUCACCUGCUGAUAUAGUAGUGUAUUUAUAUCACCUACUGAUAUAGUAGUAUAUUUAUAGCCUCAUUUACAGCGUGCCUUUGCUUCAAAGCUGAGAACUGUGAAGUGGGUUUGGAAAGUUUUUUGCCUUUUCUCUUUCAAAUGGAAAAAUUCCAUGUUCUUGUUCUAUUGGUUGUCUUCUCUUUUUCUUUGUUUCAUGGAGGAAUAGCAAGAGCCGUCAAAUCCCAAGGGGAAUCAGAAGAAUGGGGUUACGUUCAAGUCAGACCAAAAGCACACAUGUUUUGGUGGCUUUUUAAAAGUCCUUACAGAGUUGAACAGCCUUCCAAGCCAUGGCCAAUAAUUUUAUGGCUACAAGGUGGACCUGGUGCAUCAGGCGUUGGAAUUGGAAACUUUGAGGAGAUUGGGCCUUUAGACACCAACUUGAAGCCAAGGAAUUCCACUUGGUUAAAAAUUGCAGAUCUUUUGUUUGUGGACAACCCAGUUGGAACAGGAUACAGUUAUGUGGAGGAUGCAGAGUUGUUGGUGAAAACUGAUGAUGAAUCAGCAACUGAUUUAACUACUUUGCUGAUGGAAUUGUUUAAUACAGAUGAAAGCCUCCAAAAGAGUCCUCUGUAUAUUGUGGCAGAGUCUUAUGGAGGAAAAUUUGCAGUCACUGCCGGAUUAUCAAUUCUAAAAGCUAUUGAAGCUGGAAAAUUGAAGCAAAAACUUGGAGGAGUUACCUUGGGAGAUAGUUGGAUCUCCCCAGAGGAUUUUGUGUUUUCUUGGGGGCCUCUUCUCAAGGAUGUUUCACGGCUAGACAACAAUGGUCUGGAAAAAUCAAACAGUCUAGCCGAGAAGAUUAGCCAGCAACUCAAAGAUGGUGAAUAUACUGAAGCAACAAAUACUUGGAUUCAACUUGAGUCAGUAAUUGGAGCCUACAGCAAUUCAGUGGACUUCUACAAUUUUCUUUUGGAUUCAGGGAUGAGCCCAGUAGCUUUAACAACUUCAGCUUUCUCCAAUGGAAUUUUUGCAGUUAACAGAUACUCAAGAUAUCUGAGUUCCUUAAGGGUCUCUCCAGGCAAUGAUGAUGGCGAUAUUGAUAGUUUGAUGAAUGGUGCCAUUAAGAAAAAGCUUAAGAUCAUCCCAGCUAAUGUGUCAUGGGGAGGGCAAUCAGAUUCUGUUUUCUGGUAUUUGGCAGGUGACUUUAUGAAGCCAAGGAUUGCUGAGGUUGAUGAGCUCCUUUCUAAAGGAGUCAAUGUCACCGUCUACAAUGGACAACUUGAUGUGAUCUGUGCAACAAAGGGGACUGAAGCCUGGAUUGAUAAGCUCAAGUGGGAAGGACUCCAAGAUUUUCUAAACAAGGAAAGAAUUCCUCUCUAUUGUAAGGACGAUCAAGCUACGAAAGGCUUCUUCAAAUCUUACAAAAAUCUGCACUUUUACUGGAUUCUUAGAGCUGGACACUUUGUUCCUGUUGAACAGCCAUGUGUAGCAUUGAACAUGGCUAGGGCAAUCACACAGUCGCCAGCUGCAGAAGCUUCUUGAGUAGAAUAAAAACGAAAGAAGAAAGAUUUGAUGUGAUUUGUUGACAUUUCAUUUCAAUAAAACAAACAGCAAAGGAACAGAGGAUUGCUUAUCUUCAGAAAUAGUAGUGGUUCAGAAGCUGAGACUACACGAAAAGCAAUUAUUACAGAAGGAGAAGAUGAUUAUUGAUGAAGUGGAAAAGCUAAGUUGUAAUUUAUUAUGAUCAAAGGGGAGAAAAAAAAAAAGAAGAGAAAGAAUACAAACAAGUGAUUGAUUUAUUUGAACAAUAUUGCAAAUGAAAAUCAAACCAGGAAAAAAUAUGUUACAGAUCAAAAGCUGAGAUCCAAGUUUUUAGUUCCUUUGUCAUCCAGCAUUAAAGAAACAAGAACAAUAUUUUAA
Molecule: messenger RNA, 2143 nt
Organism: Durio zibethinus
Lineage: Eukaryota; Viridiplantae; Streptophyta; Magnoliopsida; Malvales; Malvaceae
Product: serine carboxypeptidase-like 51
Biological process (GO): proteolysis
Molecular function (GO): serine-type carboxypeptidase activity
Source: RefSeq, a predicted model, not a curated record